Molecule: messenger RNA, 569 nt
Organism: Triticum dicoccoides
Lineage: Eukaryota; Viridiplantae; Streptophyta; Magnoliopsida; Poales; Poaceae
Product: heat shock 70 kDa protein BIP5-like
Exons: 2
Coding region: 24-569 (181 amino acids)
Molecular function (GO): ATP binding; ATP-dependent protein folding chaperone
Source: RefSeq, a predicted model, not a curated record
GAGAUCGAUCGAUCGCCGGCGCCAUGGCUCGGGCGACGAAGUUGCACGGGCUACUGCUCGCGGUGCUGCUCCUCGCGGCCACGGCGGCUCCCCCGGCCGCGGCGGCGGCGGCGAAGGAGAAGGGCUCCGGCAACGGCAACGGCAACGGCGGGCCGGUGAUCGGCAUCGACCUGGGCACGACCUACUCGUGCGUGGCCGUGUACCGGAACGGGCGCGUGGAGAUCAUCGCCAACGACCAGGGCAACCGCAUCACCCCCUCCUGGGUCGCCUUCACCGACUCCGGCGAGCGCCUCAUCGGCGAGGCCGCCAAGAACCAGGCCGCCGCCAACCCGCUCCGCACCGUCUACGACGCCAAGCGACUCAUCGGCAGGCAGUUCGUCGACGCCGAGGUGCAGCGGGACAUGAAGCUGCUGCCGUUCAAGGUGGUGGACAAGAACGGCAAGCCGCACCUCGAGGUGGAGGUCAAGGCCGGCGACGUGCGGACGCUCAGCCCGGAGGAGGUGAGCGCCAUGGUGCUCACCAGGAUGAAGGAGACGGCUGAGGCGUAUCUCGAAAUUGGUAAAAAGUAG